AUGUUCUCAAAGGAUAGCCAAACCCGGAAGUGUGCACGUCAGCUUGACAAGAUGUCUGCUCAUGUUGGAGAAGCUCGGCGGGUGUUUAGAGAGUGUUUUGGGGGAACUGAGCCCAAGAUCGGAGUUUUCGCUCCCGGAAGGGUGAAUCUAAUCGGAGAGCACACUGACUAUAAUGGGGGAUUCGUGCUGCCCAUGGCCCUUCCUCUCUUCACUGCAAUUGUCGGAAGUCCUCGAGAUGAUGAGAAGAUUUGCAUCAUAACCAUGGCUGAUGGAGCUGAUGAACCUCACAGAGUGGAGUUUGAAGCUCCAAGAGAAGGCAGAUCUCUCACACCAGGGUCCCCAAAGUGGUCAAACUAUGUUAAGGGAGUGAUACAGCACUAUAGAGCUGGACCUGUUCCUGGUUUUAAUGCUGUGAUUGCAUCCAACGUACCUUUGGGUGGGGGACUGUCAAGUUCUGCUUCUCUAGAAGUGGCUACAUAUACUUUCUUGCAGCAGCUAUGUCCAGAUAAUAGCGACCCCAUAGAGAAAGCGCUUGCAUGUCAGAAAGCUGAACACACAUUUCCCGGAGUACCAUGUGGAAUCAUGGACCAGUUUAUCUCUGUUUUGGGAAAGGAAGGACACGCGCUUUUGAUUGACUGCAGGUCUCUAGAGGUUAUGCCCCUGCCGCUGAUGGAUCCUGGAUUAGCAGUACUGAUAACCAAUUCUAAUGUACGUCAUGAGCUUACAGGGAGCGAGUAUCCAGCACGGAGGAGGCAGUGCGAGGAGGCAGCAAAGAUUCUUGGAAAAGACACAUUGAGAGAUGCCAACCUUGGGGAUUUGGAGGCAAAGAAGGGAAGUCUAAGUGAGGAGUGUUACAGACGGGCGCGUCAUGUCAUCGCUGAGAUAGAGAGAACAAGUAAAGCAGCAGAAGCUUUGAAGAGAGGAGAUUACAGGGAGUUUGGUACGCUAAUGGUUGAGAGCCAUAACUCUCUCAGGGAUGAUUAUGAGGUUAGCUGCCCAGAACUUGAUGAACUGGUGGCCAUCGUUUUGGAGAUCCCUGGCGUUUAUGGCAGCAGAAUGACUGGCGGUGGUUUUGGUGGCUGCACAGUGACUUUAUUGGAGGCUUCUGCCGCAGAGAGGGCGAAAGAAUUAAUCCAGGAGAAAUUUAGAGGCUCGCCUACUUUUUACAUCACCAAACCUUCAGCAGGAGCUGGAACAUUGUCCUUGUAGCAGUGGGCAUGGAGUGUGUCGAGCCCACCAUUCCUAAUAUGAAAUAAACACACUAUUUCUGUACA
Molecule: messenger RNA, 1274 nt
Organism: Spea bombifrons (plains spadefoot toad)
Lineage: Eukaryota; Metazoa; Chordata; Amphibia; Anura; Pelobatidae
Gene: GALK1
Product: galactokinase 1
Exons: 9
Coding region: 1-1209 (402 amino acids)
Biological process (GO): galactose metabolic process; carbohydrate phosphorylation
Cellular component (GO): cytosol; cytoplasm
Molecular function (GO): ATP binding; galactokinase activity
Source: RefSeq, a predicted model, not a curated record